AUGGUCCUGGUCGACAUAUCCGAAUUGCAUGCUUCAACUCUUCAUAAACAUUUAAAACAUACAAAAACAAACCCGCUGCAAAAAGGUUUCCAUCAAGUUUAUACAAUGGAAAUACAAGCUGAAACACCCGCCAAGAAACCAAAAAGAUUAACAUCUGUUGUAUGGAACCACUUUGAAAGGGUGAGAAAAGCCGAUGCAUGUUAUGCAGUUUGUGUACACUGUCAAAAAAAACUAAGUGGAUCAAGCAACAGUGGCACCACUCAUUUAAGAAACCAUUUAAUGCGAUGUUUAAAAAGAUCCAAUUUUGAUGUGUCACAAAUACUCGCUGCAAAAAGAAAAAGAAAAGACGAUACAGUCAGCAUUGCAAAUGUCAACUAUGAAGACAUACAAAGAAAAGAAGACAACCCAAUCCCAAUUGCAUACAAGUUUGACCAAGAACCAAAGAUGGAAGAAACAGUCAACCUUGGAAGUGUCAAGUUUGACCAAGAAAGAAGCCGGUUUGACUUAGCCCGUAUGAUCAUGCUCCAUGAUUACCCCCCUACCAUGGUUGAACAUGUUGGAUUCAAGAUUUUUGUUAAAAAUCUUCAACCAAUGUUUGAAGUUAUCACAACGAGUGUAAUCGAAUCCGAUUGUUUAACAAUUUACUCAAAAGAAAGACAAAAAGUGUUUGAAAUCCUCCGGAAUCUCCCCGGGAGAAUCAGUGUUUCCGCCGGAAUGUGGUGGUCGCCAGAAAACACCGAAUACGUAAGCUUAACAGCGAAUUACAUCGAUGAUCAAUGGAAGCUGCAGAAAAAGAUUCUAAAUUUUUUAACUUUGGAAUCUUCACAAACAGAAGACUCGUUAUCCGAUUUAAUCAUAAAAUGUUUAAUCGAUUGGGAAGUUGACCGGAAAUUAUUCUCGUUGACUCUCGAUGAUUUCUCCUCUUACAACCAUAUAAAAGAAUGGUUUUCCCAAAACCGACCCGUUUUAAAAAACGGGGAAUUGUUCGAUAUAAGAUGCUCUUCACAUCUUAUAAAAUCCCUCAUGAAAGACACAAUGGAAUCACUAAAACCCAUGACAGAAAAGAUCCGUGAAAGUAUCCGAUACGUGAAAAGCGCGAUGUCAAUUCAAGAAAAGUUCAAUGAAUUUGGUCAACAGGCUUCGGUCAACGCCUCAAAAUCUUUAUUUCUUGAUAAUUCAAUACGAUGGAAUUCAACAUAUUUUAUGUUGGAAUCCACGAUUGAACACCGUGGCGCGUUUUAUUUACUCCAGGAACACGAUCAAAACUACACCAUGUUUUUAUCGGAUCAGGAAUGGAAUUGGGUGGUUUCCGUUACUUCACUUAUGAAGCUUCUUGUUGAGGUUACUCUCGUCUUUUCACAAUCCAACUACCCCACCGCAAACAUAUACUUCCCGGAGAUUUGCGAUGUUCAUAUCCAACUAAUCGAUUACUGUAAAUCCGCGGACGAUUUCAUCCGUUCACUAGCCGAAAAAAUGAAGGGCAAAUUCAACAAAUACUGGGGGAAAUGCGGGUCGGCAUUGGCGAUUCCGGCGAUAUUGGAUCCGAGGUUUAAAAUGAAGCUGGUGGAGUACUAUUAUAAGCAGAUUUAUGAUUCCGAUGCUCCGGACCGGAUUCGGGAAGUUUCCGAGGGGGUACGGGAGCUUUUUAAUGAGUAUUCGAGUGAACCGGGUUCCGGUGAUACCGAGUCGACUCAGUCAAACGGGUUAGUGGGUACGGGUAAUGUGGUGAGGGAUCGGUUGAGAGGUUUUGAUAAGUUCUUAAAUGAGACUGGAAACCAGCAAAGUGGGGUUUCGGAUCUUGAUAAGUAUUUGGAGGAACCGGUGUUUCCACGGAAUCAUGAUUUUAAUAUCUUGAAUUGGUGGAAAGUUCAUACUCCAAGGUACCCGAUUCUGUCAAUGAUGGCGAGGGAUAUACUUGGGAUUCCGGUGUCGACUUUGACUCCGGAAUUGGCAUUCCAUAGUGGUGGGAGAGUGGUUGAUCAUCAUUUGAGGAUGGUUGAUCCCGAUAUUAGACAAGCUUUGAUUUGUGGGCAAGAUUGGCUUAAAAUGGAACCCGAAGAUACCAAUACCUCGAGCCUUGCGGUUGUGCCCCUCGCUGUUGAAUUGACGUAAUUGCCCCUGCAUCAUCACCUGUAUGGUGGAUAGAAUUUGACGAGCAUAUAUCACAAGAGGGCAGAAUGGUAAUUAGGACAUUGCAUUUGAUCAUUAACCCAAACCCCGAAAAGAAGGGAAUGAAUGUAGUUUUUUUUAUGGAGACUAAAUGCACAUUGAUAGAGGUUUUUUUUAUUAUUUUUUUACUUGAUUUCGAGUUAUAAUCUGUCUGAUACUCUUCUAAUUUGAUGGAUUAUUAAGUGAUCUCUUUAGGGUUUUUUUUGUGUUUAUGUUUACGAAGGUAUUAGGUGUUUGAUUGUGUACCAAAAAAUGGGUUUUUGAUCUUUAUACUUUAUAA
Lactuca virosa is the source of this 2449-nucleotide messenger RNA. The record is from the annotation of a GenBank genome assembly. Lineage: Eukaryota; Viridiplantae; Streptophyta; Magnoliopsida; Asterales; Asteraceae.